Adineta ricciae is the source of this 2997-nucleotide messenger RNA. The record is from the annotation of a GenBank genome assembly. NCBI's taxonomy places the organism in Eukaryota, Metazoa, Rotifera, Eurotatoria, Adinetida, Adinetidae.
AUGGUUGACAAUUCAGUGAAAAGAAACUCUGCGGAAGAUCGAUUGGGAUCGGCUGUUUUUUCCGCGAAAGACAACGAUAGCAUGCACAAAUCAUUAAAUGGUGAGUUUAUUCUCUAUCGAUUACUGAUAGAGCAGAUUCUGAAAGGCAGUCUGGACAAUAAGCAAUCAUUGCUGAAGUAUUUUCACCCAGAUGAAAAAAAGGAUAAAAUUUUAUUAAAAGAAUUUGAUAAAACUUAUCAGCCAAGUAAAGCGAUAUUUUGGUACACAAAGGAAUCGCCUGUUUACAAAAAUCUCAACAAAGCGCUGCGAACGCAAAAUACCGAUGAUGUUACACCAUUCGCAUCAUUUAUCAAGGAUUUGACCGUUCAACUUGGCGAAGAACAUCAAUUAUUUGUGAGAAAACAACAGGAAAAAAGUGCGCAAUUUCAAGUUUAUCGUGGUCAGUUCAUCAGUAAAGAUGAAAUAACACGUUUGCAAGCAAGUCCAGGAGAUCUUAUCUCGAUGAAUUCAUUCUUGUCUACAAGCACAAAUCGAAAGAAAGCAUUUGAAUUUGCCACGAGUCGUCCUCCACCUACAGACGACUUAACAUCGGUUUUAUUGCAAAUGAAUAUUGAUAUUUUCACCCAGUCGAAGCCUUUCGCUGACAUUCGACGUUUAAGUGCGUUUCCAGAAGAAGAGGAAAUACUCUUUGCUGUUGGUAGUGUUUUUCGGAUCGAAAAGGUUUCUUUUGAUGAUGAGCAUAAACUUUGGAUGGCAGAGUUUACUCUAUGCGCCGAGAACAAUGCCGAAACGGAAAAAGUUUCGAAGACUUUAGAAAAGGAAUUGGAAGGAAAUAAUCAUCUCGUUGCAAUGGGAACUUAUUUCAUCCAUAUGCAAAAGUAUGAUCAAGCUCAAGGGUACCUCGAAACCCUUCUGCAAAACAAAAGCAUUCAAGAUCCACUAGAUUUUGCCUACUGUUAUCAAAUUCUUGGCAAAGUGCAAGAAAAGAAAGGAAACUACGUGAGUUCGAUCGAGAAUUUCAACAAAUCGUUGGACUAUUUACUAAACAAUCCACAAUUGAAAGAUCAUUCAUUUGUAUCGGAAUGUUAUAACGAAUUAGGAUUUGUUUAUUCUUGUCAAGAAGAUUAUCACACAUCAUUCGCAUAUUUCGAUAAAGCUUUGAGUACACAAAAUAACGAAUCUUUAGUGACCUACUUCAAUAUGGCAAAAGUUUAUUUGAAAGCCAAGAAUCACCGUUUAUCAUUGGAUUAUCUACAAAGAAUCAUGGACAAUAAAUCCAAAAUUAAAUCUGCAUUUCUUGCUGACGUUUACAUUCAUAUGGGAAGGAAUCUAUCUGCAAUUAACCAAAACGAGCAAGCAACAAAGAUGUUUGAUACUGUUGCCGAAUUACAAAUCAAAGAACUACACGAUAAACACCCAGAUUUGAGUUAUACUUAUCUUCAAGUUGGCUUGAUGCAUUUACAAAAUGACAAUUUCGACAAAUCGUACGAAUUUUUUCAAAAAGCGUACCAAUUGCAAUUGAACAGCUUGCCUGGUAACCAUUCAGAUUUUGCUGAAACAUUUCAAAAUUUCGGUGAUUUUUAUAUGAAACAGUCCAACACGGAAAAAGCCAUAUUCUACUACGAAAAACGCUUGGAAAAUCAACUGAAAACCUUAUCUUGGGAUCAUCCAUCUGUUAUGAAGACCUACUCGGAUCUGGGACACGCUCAUUGGAAAAGACGAAACUUCGAUGCAGCAUCGAAAUACUUCGAAAAAAUUCUUCGAGCCGAUCAGCAAAGAAAAAAACAAGGUGAAACAUCAUUGAGCACUUCUUAUCGAACACUCGCCGAUCUCUAUUUGGAUAAAUAUGAGACAACCUCAGACAAAAAAGUCUUAGACCAAUCCACUCCAUUUUACCUGAAUUGUCUAAAAAACGAAUUGGAAACGAAAUUACCCAAUGAUUAUUCUUUGCUUGAUAUUUACAAGAUUCUGGCGAAAACGUACUAUAGGCAAGGCAAAUUAAGUGAGGCAAUGCUGUAUUAUAAUCGUACACUUGAUUGCUAUUUUGGAAAAUUACCCUUGGAUACAAAAUGUAUCGACGAAGUCUAUGAAUCGAUCAAAAAGAUUUAUUUAAAGAAGAAAAAUUUUACUCAAUCGUUGCUGUUCUAUUCGAAUUUAGACAAAAGUCAAGUGGAAAACAAAUCUCAGCAUAUAAAAAAUCUUCAUUUUGAGAAAUAUCACCUCGAUCAAUCUUUAUAUCACUUUCAAGAACAAUUGAAAAAGAAGCGAAGAGAUUCUGCCUUAAAUUAUGUUGUCACGAGUAUUCAUUAUGAAAAACAAGAUUACGAGAAAGUAGGUGAAUAUUUCUCAUCUUUAUUAAUGAAAGAAUUGAAUAGCAAGUCGUAUGCAGAUAUUUCAUUGAAGUAUUUGUAUGGAAUCAUUGGAAAUAUAUAUCUAAAAAAACGACGUUUUAAUCAAGCAUUGAUUUAUUUCUUUCACUUCUUGAAUUGUCAAUUGCAGCACCAGACGAACUCGAUCGAAGAAACUCUAUAUCAAAUUGGACGAAUCUUUUUGACCAAAGAUUAUUUCAUCUAUGGCAUCAAUACAAAACAAUUCACACAACUUGACUCUUAUCUAAACAGUUUUCAAUUGGAAAAUUCUCUAUCAACUCAUCUCGCGUCUUAUUUAACAAAUUCGUUGCAAAAUCCAAAAUUGAAGAAAUUCUCGCCGGAUGAAGUUUUUGAAAUCUUAGGAAAUUUCUUCUUGAGAAAACAAUAUUAUAUUCAAGCAUUGAAUUACUUUCAGAGCUUACUCAACCGUCAAGCUGGACAAUAUUCGCAAUUAAUGUGGACUUAUCUCGUUAUCGGUGAUAUUUAUGCGAAACAAGGCUAUUCAAAUCAAGCAAUACAAUUCUAUCAAUAUUCAUUACAAAUCGCUCAAGGUGGUUCAUCGCGAAAUAGAUCUGUACUUGAAAAAAUACAAUACAGAAUACGCACUGGAACCCUCCCUGAUCUUUGA